Messenger RNA from Clonostachys solani, 966 nucleotides. The record is from the annotation of a GenBank genome assembly. NCBI's taxonomy places the organism in Eukaryota, Fungi, Ascomycota, Sordariomycetes, Hypocreales, Bionectriaceae.
AUGCUCAACCCUCUUUUCCUCGGCAGCCUGCUGUUGUUGCCAACGCUGGGACAGGCAGCAAGCAUUGUGCCGCGUCAACAAGACCUGUGCGGUCCUCAGCCAAAUCUAUUACUCAAUCCCUCCUGGGAGUUGGGAACUAGCGGGUGGACGUACAGCAGCAAUGUCUCGCCCCAGAUAGCGAGCGGCAUUAGCAGCGAUGGUGCUCAGUCCCUUUCAAUUAGCCCCUCGCAAUAUGCAACAUGGUCGGUUCGCCAGUCCGCGGGUGGCGGCACCCUUGACCGAAGCAGGCCCUACACGUUCUCCGUCGACAUAGCAGUCGCGUCAUAUCCUCCCUAUGCUGGUCCUCUUGUUUGCACCUUCCAAGCGUACCACUGCCAAACUGUCAACUAUAUCUUUGACAAGACUGUGGCCUUCGCCCCAACCUCUACUCCAUCGCCCUUUGUAACCUACAGUGGUUCCUUUACUCCGCCAAAUUUGGUGGAGGACAUUGUAAUUACCGGGUACUGUAGAUACUCAACCCAGGGCUCGCCAACUGGCCCAUUCACUAUUUAUAUCGACAAUGCCAAUUUCAGCAUGAAUGCUCCCGCCUGCCCAACAUCGACGCCAGUAUCUACAGUUCCCUCCACCACGCCUGUAUCAACCCCAGAGCCUACCACCCCAUCCUCGACGGUCCUUUCAGCGACGACAACUCCAUCGGACUCAACAACCCUCGCCUCCACAACACCUUCAGAUUCAACGACACCAUCAGCUACCACUGACGUGUCUUCCACUCCGACUCCAUCUGACACGACUACCCCGACGCCCACGACGCUUGCCACAGUCACUACCCCAAGUUCCACAGUUCCCUCAGGAACCACCACAUCCCAACUGGAAUCUCUGACACCAACAAGCUCUUCGUCUACUCCUAUGCCAACACCUAGCCGUCCAUGCAGGCGCCGCAAUAGACGGACUACAACGGUCAUUUAG